Paramecium sonneborni is the source of this 582-nucleotide messenger RNA. The record is from the annotation of a GenBank genome assembly. Lineage: Eukaryota; Ciliophora; Oligohymenophorea; Peniculida; Parameciidae.
AUGGAUAAAUAUCAUUUAUAUAAUAAUGUAGAAUGUAAUAUUAAUGAGGAUAUAAUAAUAUAUCCUACAUUUGAAUCAAUGUAGUUAAGGAAAGAACUAAUAGAAGGUUAUUUAUUUAUUCUAAAUACAGGAAUUUAUGCCUAUGGUUAUACAAUACCUUCAGUAGUUCAACAAAGAGCAAUAGUUCCAAUAAUAAAAGGAAGAAAUGUUGUAUUAAAGAGUUUAAGGAGUACAAGUAAAACAACAGUUAUUGCAUUAUCAGUAUUAUAAAUUAUUGAUUUAUCAGCCAAGUAGAAGUGUUUUAUAAUUAUUCUUAGUGAAACUUAGGUUUUAAUUUUGUCUAAAACAAAAGAAAAGACAGAAUAAAUUGCGAAAAUUCUCAUAGCUUUGGGCGAUUUUCUUAACAUUUCAAAUUACAAAUCAUGUUUUGGUGUAAAUUCUAUAUAGGAUAACAUCAAUAUUCUAUAGAAUAUAUAGAAUGGAGUAUAAAUGAUAUCGAGUUCUAUUGAUCAAGUUUUUAAAUAUUAAAGAAACAUAUUAACUUUUAGCCAUUUAAAAAUGAUAAUUUUUGAAUUAAGCUGA